Ornithodoros turicata is the source of this 595-nucleotide messenger RNA. RefSeq lists its product as uncharacterized. The record is from RefSeq and is a predicted model, not a curated record. The transcript has 5 exons. Bases 94 to 537 code for a protein of 147 amino acids. Lineage: Eukaryota; Metazoa; Arthropoda; Arachnida; Ixodida; Argasidae.
CGAGUAAAUAUACGGUCUUCGUGUGGAAGGUCUCGAAAGAUACUCAGCCGUAUUGAAGCACUGGCUGAUGACCUCAAGGUCCUCAAAAAGGACAUGAGGGAAAUCAAAGAAGCCACAGUGCAGCAACGUCCUGCAGCUGCUCCAGUGCCUCCUUCAGCUCUGAAGCUCAUUCCUGUUUCAGGAGAAGACGAGCUACAAGCUGUGGAAGAAAGCCUCAUAGAUGAAGCAACUUUUGAUGCAUUUGUGAAUCAUCUGUGGACAUGUGGUGGAGCAUCUGUUGCAGAAUGCACACGAAAUGUGUUGCGGAGGCUGAUGACGAUGGAUGUUGCGGGCAGAACGUGCUACUCAGGCAAGAAUGCCGAGAAGAGGGUGUUCAAGACACUCAGGCUGGCGCUCCUUUUGCAUGCCUCUGUCCGCAAAGUGUUCCCAUCAGCCAGGGACCCAGAAAUUGCAGCUGCAGCUCGAAAUUACUUUCGAUUUGUUCCUGCACUGCUCCGAAAGAAGCAGCGGGGUGACCAAUCCGAAAGCGCGCUGUAGGGUCUCUGUCGUGAGUUGUUAAGUUCCAUGACAGUGUGUGAAUAAAUUCCUAAAAAUA